Messenger RNA from Corylus avellana, 3416 nucleotides. The record is from RefSeq and is a predicted model, not a curated record. NCBI's taxonomy places the organism in Eukaryota, Viridiplantae, Streptophyta, Magnoliopsida, Fagales, Betulaceae.
GAUCAAUCUUAGGCAUCUUGGGCUUGUUCAUUGUUCCAACUUGACUCAUAUGCCGCAUGGACUAGGAAAGUUGACUGCUCUCCGGACGCUGUCGAUAUACACUUUGGGGAAGAAGGAAAGUUCUAUUCCAAAGCGAAGGGGUGGGCUAGGCGACCUAGAUAGUUUAGAUGAAUUGAGAGGAGAUUUACGUAUCGUUGGUUUAGAGCACUUGAGAUUUUCUCCAUUAUUAGAAGCCAAGAAUGCACACUUGGAGAGGAAGCAAUACCUUCGAUUUUUGAAAUUGGAGUGGGGCUCAUAUGUAGAAGCUGGAGAUGAUAGGGAUAAGGCAAUUGAAAAUGAUGAAAAAUUGUUGCAAAGCCUUCGACCACAACUAAAUUUGAAACAAUUAUCUAUAAGUGGGUAUACAGGUGUGAGGUUAUCUAGCUGGGUGUCCUCGCUCUCGAAUUUGGUUUUUAUUUUCAUAUUGAAUUGUAAAUGGUGCCAACAUAUCCCACCUUUGAACCGAUUCCCUUCUCUCAAGUGUCUUUCGCUUGAGAACUUGAGCGCGCUGGAGUACAUAGGCAAUGAUGGCAGCGACGUGUCCUCUUCUUCCCUCGAAAGUAUUUUCCUUCAGGAUUUGCCAAAGUUGAGGGGAUGGUGGAGGAUGAGGGAAGCAGUAACAGCAGAGCAUGAUGAACAUCAUCAUCUUCCAUUAUUUCCGUCAUUUCCAUGCCUUUCUGAGUUAGAUAUUAGACUUAGAGUUUGCCCGAUCAUGUCUCUACUACCGCUUAUAGCACCAGGGAGCCAAACAACACACUCGUCUUCCUCUCCCUUUUCCGAUCUCUCCAAAUUGACGCGUCUUACUCUUUGGGGAUUAGAGGAAAUUGAAUCUCUGCCAGAGGAGUGGCUGCCAAAUCUCACUUCUCUUAAGUGGUUGCAUAUUGUCAAGUGUUGUAAACUACGAAUAUCCAUGUCCCCGCUCUUUCAACAUCUCACCGCGCUUGAAGAUCUGUGGAUUGAUGACUUAAUGGAACUUAUCAGCAAUGAGGAUGAAGAGCACAAUGCCUUGGACCUACAACACUUCGUCAUCUAUCUAUAAAAAAUGUUACAAGCUUGGUGUCCCUCCCAAGGGAGCUUAGACAUGUUACCACUUUGCAACAGCUUGACAUAAACAACUGCCCUACACUGAAGUCUUUACCGGAGUGGACUGGCGACCUCACUUCACUUCAGACAUUUCGGAUCUUCUGUUGUCCCAAUUUAAUAUCACUGCCUGAAGGUAUUCGCCGUCUCACGUCUUUUGAGAAUUACGGGGUGUCCUCACUUGGAAAAAAGAUGUGACCAAGGAACAGGAGAGGAUUGGCCAAAGAUUGCUCACGUCCCAGACUUUUCGAAUACGUUGCCUUGAGUCACCAAUUAGAUGGAUGGAACAAACAAGGGUUUAAGAAUAUACAUGUUUUCAGAUCUUGCCGACAAUCAGAUUCGCACAAAGCUCUCAAAUUUCCACUAUUGUUUCCUAUCUUUCACUUCAAUGACAUUCCCAUGUGUUGAAAAGAUCGUAGAGAGUCAAGGGGCAAAUGAGAAUUUCCAAAAGAUCUGUUCGUUUCACCCAGAGAGCCUCACAGAAUUCUCUUGCCCUGUUCCGGAUGUUGAUGAGUUUGGGUGCACUUAUGGUUGCUUGUGGAAGAAUUGAUCCUGUCAAUGAGUGUUGUGACCAAGUUUGCCAAAAUGCUAUACUAGAUGCUGCUAUAAAAAUUUCCCUAAUUGGUAUGUUAUAUAAGGAUGGGUUCCCUGUCUCACCUGAGCAUUGCAAGAAUAUUGUCCUCCGGUGGCAGGCCAGUAAACUUGAUCCUCCUUCAGCAAAUAGUGUUCUUAGAGGACUUACAAAUUGCAAUGUAAAUAAAGUCUGUCCACUUGUUUUUCCCAACAUGACCAACGUUGUGAAAGAGUGUGGAAAUGUGAUAAAUAACCAGACAGCUUGCUGCAAAGCCAUGAAGAGUUAGGUGUCUCAAUUGCAACAGCAGAGCUUCCUCACCAACUUGCAAGCCCUGAAUUGUGCUGGAUCACUUGGCAUGAGGUUACAGAAAGCUAAUGUCUCCUACAAUGUUUAUAAUCUCUGUCAUAUAAACCUCAAGGAUUUCUCUCUUCAAGGUCAGUUGUAUUCUAUAGCACUUAAAUGAGCAAAUGCAUUCAUAUUUCAGCCUGGUAGAAAGAAAUGAUUCUGAUAAGUGUGCUUUUUUUGUGAUUCAUUGUUCGUGCUGGUGGAAUUUACCAGUGGGAUAUGCCAGUGGGAUCACAAGGUUUGCUUUCAGUGCCUCCUGAUCUUCAAGGAUCAUGUGAGUCUUCUACUCACUUUGAUUACCUUAUAAGAUUGGUUUUCUUAUAAUCUCCAUACGAAAUAGUCUCUUUGAAAAUCGAAGAAUCCUGGCUGCCUUUUACCAAGCUGCAACAUAUGAUAAAACUUCAGGGAUCGGCUCCGUUUGUGGUCUUAAUGGUAACAUGGCAUCUCAUUGGCCCUCUAAAUCUUAUGUACCUGCUUCUACCUGCAAUAAAACUACCAUUCUUCCGGCACUCCCCACAGUAACAUCUGCACAAAGUGAUGGGUUCCCUGUCCCACCUGAGCACUCAACAAAGGAUUGAUGAUUGCAAGAAUAUUGUCUGUCGGUAGCUGGCCAGUAAACUUGAUCUUUCUUUAGAAGACUUCCAAAUUGCAAUGUAAAUAAAGUUCAGUCUGCCCACUGGUUUUUCCCAACAUGACAAACAUUGUGAAAGAAUGUGGAAAUCUGAUAAACAACCAGACAGCUUACUGCAAAGCCAUGGAGAGUUAUGUGUCUUAAUUGCAACAACAGAGCUUCCUCACAAACUUGCAAGCCUUGAAUUAUUCUGCAUCACUUGGCAUGAGGUUACAAAAAGCUAAUGUCUCCUACAAUGUUUAUAAUCUCUGUCAUAUAAACCUCAAGGAUUUCUCUCUUCCAGUGGGAACACAAGAGUCUGGCUGCCUUUUACCAAGCCUGCCUUCGGAUGCAACAUAUGAUAAAACUUCAGGGAUCGGCUUCGUUUGUGAUCAUAAUGAUAACAUUGCAGCUCCUUGGCCCUCUAAAUCUUACUUACCUGCUUCUACCUGCAACAAUAAAACUACCAAGCAUCCGGCACUCGCCACAGCAACAUCUGCACAAAGUGGUAAGGGACUUAGACCUAUAUUGCUGCAUAAAAAAAAUCAGUUUUUCUAAUUUGUGCAGCAAGUCACAUCUUUACUCUUAAUUCCCCACUAAAUGGAAGUUGGGGCUGCAUGGAUCCUCUUAGGAGAUUAUACAAAUAAAAUGAAAUGUAAUUUGGCAAUGAUAUGAAAGUUGGAAACCUAUGUCUCUAAUAUGUCAGGCUUCAAGCUGCUGGCUAAACUCUAUUUACUUCUACAUAUUAAAUCUAUAGAGACUUGAGGA